Ceratotherium simum simum (southern white rhinoceros) is the source of this 1072-nucleotide messenger RNA. It is a transcript of the gene CRIP3, whose product is annotated as cysteine rich protein 3. The record is from RefSeq and is a predicted model, not a curated record. NCBI's taxonomy places the organism in Eukaryota, Metazoa, Chordata, Mammalia, Perissodactyla, Rhinocerotidae.
GUGAGAAGCAGCGGAUUCAGCCCAGUGGGACUCAAAGCUGCGCCGUGGGCGGAGCCAGCGGAGGGGGCGGGAACGGAGCCCCUGCGGCGGUGCCUGCUGUGCGCGGUGCCUGCUGCCCCGAGCGGAGCCAUGAGCUGGACCUGCCCGCGUUGCCAGCAACCCGUGUUCUUCGCGGAGAAGGUGAGCUCCCUGGGCAAGAACUGGCACCGCUUCUGCCUGAAAUGUGAGCGCUGCCACAGCGUCCUGUCCCCAGGAGGGCAUGCAGAGCACAACGGGAGGCCGUAUUGCCACAAGCCAUGUUAUGGGGCUCUCUUCGGCCCCAGGGGGGUGAACAUUGGUGGUGUGGGCUCCUACCUCUACAACUCCCUCACUCCCACCCCUGCCAGCACCACUCCUGUCAGCCCCAGCAGCUUCAGCCCCCCCAGGUCCAGGACUGGCCUCCCCCAGGGCAAGAAAAGCCCUCCCCACAUGAAGACGUUCACUGGGGAGACCUCGCUGUGCCCUGGCUGUGAGGAACCUGUCUAUUUUGCUGAGAAGGUGAUGUCUUUGGGCAGAAAUUGGCACCGACCUUGUCUGAGGUGCCAGCGCUGCCAGAAGACCCUGACUGCUGGGAGUCACGCGGAGCAUGAUGGCGUCCCCUACUGCCACAUCCCCUGCUACGGCUACCUGUUUGGCCCCAGAGGUGUGAACAUUGGUGAUGUGGGCUGCUACAUCUAUGACCCCGUGGAGAUAAAAUCCAAAUGAGAUGCUUACAGGAGAGGUCACCCAACUCGGGCCUCCCACCAUCCCCUCCAUGGCCCACUGGGAGCUACAGAAUUCUCCAGUCCCGUGGGGGUGGGGAAAGGUGGGAUUUUGGUGGCCUGGGCCUAGGUUCCAUGGUAGAACAGAAAGUCUAGACUUUCUCUGCCAACUCCUCCUUUUCCCAUUCCUAUCUAGUCAGAGGACAUAGGCCACCCCAUUUUGAAGGGUGGCCUCCUGGCCUUCCCCAUCCCUUUCCCCAGGAAAUUCUGUAACUUUAAGGUACUCAUAAAACUUGUGUUUAUUCUGGCUUCUCCAAUAAAAUGUUGGCUCC